Messenger RNA from Olea europaea var. sylvestris, 2061 nucleotides. Its product is annotated as F-box/kelch-repeat protein At3g27150-like. The record is from RefSeq and is a predicted model, not a curated record. Gene Ontology annotation, cellular component: cytosol. Lineage: Eukaryota; Viridiplantae; Streptophyta; Magnoliopsida; Lamiales; Oleaceae. The transcript has 2 exons. Gene Ontology annotation, molecular function: protein binding. Bases 511 to 1848 code for a protein of 445 amino acids.
ACUGAAUGAAAUUCUUCUGUUUUAUCACCAUCAUGAUACUACAGUUUGGAUGAAAAAGAACUUGUUAUUCCUUCCACUUCAGACAGUCAUGUGCAAUUCAAAAUUCCAUUAUGAAUAUCAAAUUCAAGAAAAGUAUAAGCAAAAAUCCACGAGUCAGGCUACACAAAUCUCUCUCUCUCUCUCCACUCUUCUCACACAAAUCAACAAUAAAAAAUUAUCUGCUUUCCCCCAAAUCAACGAUGCCAUUUUUGUUGUUGCCAAUGUUGGGUCUCGUAUCAAUAAUUUAUUUUACCAUUUUUUUUAAUCCCUUCAAGCAAAUGGAGGGGUCCAAGAAACCACCCCUUCUUGCAUUAUACUAUAUACCUCUCUGCGGCUCAAUGCCUGCAAACCCUUUUUUCUUUCUUACUCUAUUUAUGCGGAAUGUAUGCUAAGGUUUAUGCUUUGUUAGUGCCGAGUUGAGAUGUUUGUAUUAUUGCUUCUUCCAGAACUGGGCUUUUUUUGGGUUCCCGGAUGAAAAUUCGGAGGAUUUUGGGUGUUGAAAGCUUUAAAUCAAUUUCUGAAGGCAACGAAAGAGGAAGUAAAGAAGACAAGAAGGGUAUUAGUGAAAAUAUUCAUUAUUCGGAUAGGAACCAUUGGUUUGAUUUGAAUUUCAGUUGUGACGAUUGGAUUUCUAUUCGCGUUUCUGACUCGAAGGUUGGGAUGUGGGAAAUUGGCAAUAUAUCAGAUCAGCAUGUAACCAGUCCUUCUGGUAAUGGCGGUACAGAUAAUUCAUCGGGUGAAAACCCUCAGGAUGCAGAUUAUUCUCACAUGUCUCUUAGCAAUGAAUUAGAAAAUCUAAUUUUUGCUAGGUUUCCAAGGUCAGAACAUUGGAAGUUAUGCUUUGUGAACAAGAGGUGUUUGACUCUAUUAAAAAGUGGUGAGCUUUACAAGAUUAGAAAGGAAAUUGGAGUUAAAGAACCGUCUGUUUUCAUGCUAACGACUGGGGAAGGUAAUUGGUGGGCAUUUGAUCGAGAAUUUAGGUCCCCUAGGAAGCUUCCAGUUCUACCGUCAGAUCCUUGCUUUCCUUCUGGAGAUAAAGAGACACUUUGUGCUGGUACUCACCUUCUCGUUUCUGGCAGAGAAAUUCAUGGUCUAGUUGUUUGGAGGUAUGAAUUGGCUGAGAAUAAAUGGUACAAGGGUCCAUCUAUGAUUAGCCCGAGAUGCUUGUUUGCUUCUGCAACUUGUGGUACCUUUGCUUAUGUGGCUGGUGGCAUGGGGGUGGCAGCAAAUAGUGAAGUCUAUGAUACCGCUGAAAAAUAUAAUCCGGACAAUGGAUCAUGGGAACCACUUCCGAGGAUGAAAAAGAGAAGGAAGCUGUGCUCCGGAUGUUAUGUGGACAAUAAAUUUUACGUGAUUGGUGGGAGAAAUAACGAUGGAGAACUGACAUGCGGUGAAUUUUUCGAUGAAACCAAAAACACGUGGGAACUCAUUCCCGACAUGUUGAAGGACGAUCCUGUACGGUCAUCCCACUCUCCACCACUUCUUGCUGUCAUAAAUAAUGAACUCUACUCGCUUGAAUCUUCUUCCAACCAGCUGAAGGUGUAUUUGAAGAAGACCAAUACAUGGAAGUCGCUGGGGCAAGUUCCAGUGAGAGUGGCUUGCAACAGAGGUUGGGGCGUUGCAUUCAAGUCACUGGGAAAUGAGCUGCUUGUAAUAGGAGCAUCAGCUUUUUCUUGUGCCAGUAAUUACAUGGCCAUAUAUACCUGCUGCCCAGAUGCCGAUGCCGAAGAAUUGCAGUGGAGACCUGUUGACAGUGGCAGAAAUCCCCUAAGUCACUUCAUUUUAAACUGUUGUGUUAUGGUAGCUUGAGGGAGGAUUCUUAGAGACUUCAAGUCCAUAUUACCAUAAAAAAACACUCGUAACAAGAUUGUUUGUCCUGGAUUGUAAUCGUAAUAUUACUACUUGCACUAAAUAAAAUUCCUCCUGACUCUUGGGAUUGUAAUUGUAAUUGUAAUAUUCCUAACCAACCUUUGUAAUAUAUGUACCUCAUUCUAUGGUGGAAGUUGCUCGCCUUUUUGAAUU